This is a messenger RNA of Silurus meridionalis, 9291 nucleotides long. RefSeq names its product N-acetyltransferase 16 (gene nat16). Gene Ontology annotation, molecular function: acyltransferase activity, transferring groups other than amino-acyl groups. The record is from RefSeq and is a predicted model, not a curated record. NCBI's taxonomy places the organism in Eukaryota, Metazoa, Chordata, Actinopteri, Siluriformes, Siluridae. The transcript has 4 exons. Bases 232 to 1233 code for a protein of 333 amino acids.
ACUGGAUGGAUUACGUAGUCUCUCUAACUGUAUUAUAGGAGGGGGGUAGGAGUGGUCUAAAGUGACAUACAGAGAGCCUGUGCAGACCCGGCUUAAAAUUAUCUCUGCAGCUGAGGAGCAUUUUAAACCUGCAUUUAAUCAGCACCUGCUUGUCUGCCAGAAGCUCGUUCUCUUCCCUGCAACCCUCCAAGAACCGCAAACGCCCUCCAGGCGCUUUUCAAGCAAUAAACAAUGAAGAUUGAGAACAGCCUGAUUUGCCUCCCAGAGGUGCCUCCUCAUACUGGACUACAGUUCACUGUGGCUACCGAGGAAGAUUUUGAUGACAUUAUGGCCAUAAGCCAGGGUAUCUAUGGUGGUCUAGACUACCUUCCCACCCGCUAUCAGGCCUGGCUGCAGGAGACAAACCGUAUUGUCAUUCUCGCUCGCAAGCAAGGCAAAGUGAUUGCACUUGAGUCAGUAUGUGUUAUUGACAAUGGAGAAACUAUGCUGGUGGAAGGGCUCCGUGUGGCCCCUCAGGAGAGGGGCAAGGGAGUUGCUCGGGUGCUGCUCCGAUUCUGCUCUCAGCUUGUUAAAUCCAAGUAUCCUGAAGUUAAAGUGACCAGACUGACCAGAGAUGAUCAGCUGGGGCCCAAGGACUUCCAGAAGUACAGGCUCAUUACUAAACAGGGAAUCCUGCUGGUACGUUUCCGUGCUGAAGACCUAAAGUUACGCCUUGCUGAUCUUGGGCAUAAUGUAGGUAUUGAAGGAGAUGACCUGGCACCUUUCAGCAUCCCAGUGAGGUUAGAGGUUCCAGAUGUCCAACAGCUUUUUCUGAGCAAUGAGGCAAUGCAAGACUUACUACCCAAUGGCACCAUUGUGCAAGACUGGCAGCCAUUCAAGCCCAUGUCCAGCAACAUGGAGAUCCUGCUAAAGAAAGAUAUCGAUUGGAUGGUGGAUGACACAUGCUGCCCAUCUAUGGCCAGCCUGUGCACUUCCCCCUUUCAUGUACCAAUUGGUGAAGACUGGUACUACCUCAACAUUGACAUGUUUGGUAAAGAUCUGGGUUUGGCUGUGCAGCAGCUCCUAUGUCACCUAAGGCGCCACACUAGCACACUGAAGGGCCAUGUUAUGUGCCAGGUUUUCCUGGAUCCACCAUUGUGGAAGCCCAUGGUUGAUUUCUUCAGGGAGACCUUGAAAGUGGAGCUGGUGAAAGAAUACACCGAGCAGUGUGUAGUGGAAUCCGACUUGGUGUAGCAAGAGAAGGGCCAUCACCUAAAAGUUAGGCGCUUGAGACCCCCCUCACCUUACACCUGGAUACGAAACAUUAGAAACUGGAAGAGCUUUGAUAUCACUCAAAUGGUUUCCUUUCAUAAUUUGCCCCAGAACAAAACCUUUAUCCUACAUAUAUAUAAACAAAUUAAGAAUUCAAAAUGUCCUAAUAGAAAUGGCGUUAGUUAAAGUUAGUUAGUAUUAAUAAUGCCAGAUCAUUGCAAAAAAAUUGAAGCUACAAUUUGUUAAAAUAGAAUAAAUAUGCAACAAGAAAAUUUAGUAGGAUACUGACAAUAGAAUGCAGUACAGUGUAUGUGUGUGUGAAUUAACACAUGCUGAGUUGCAAAUACAACUGCACAAUCUUUAGGCACUUUAUGAAAAUCUAAAUGUAAUAUCUCACGAUAGAUAGUGAGAUGUUUGCUUUAGAGACUGUUUUGUCUGCAUGCUGUACAGUAGCUGCUAAAUUGUAACUUUUUUUAUUACUCUUACUCUUAUAAAACCCAAAAUGAAAUGUAGAAAACUUUCUGUUCUGCUUACUUAUAUUUUUAAAAUGGCAUUUACACUUGAAAAACCAAGUUAAUCUAACAUUUAAAAGAAAAACCUUUCUGCUGGCCUCCUGGCAUUUACAUGCAAAAUAUGUCAUAUGGAGAAAACAUACAUACUUUUAGAUAUUAUUAUUUUAUGCACUGAACCUUAUUUACUAGCAUUAACGUGACGUUCUAAUAUAUAAUUGACUGCUGCAAUAUGAAGUUUAUAAGUUAUAAAAUCAGAUGUAAUUCAGAUGUAGUGUCUUCAGUACUUCACUCAGAUAGAAUACCUUUUUUGUCAUUUCGGCAGGGUUAGAUUCUGUAACUAAAAACAAAUAAUGAGUUAUAGCCCUACAACACAUUUGGGUUUGAGAUAAUGGGUAUUUUUUUUAUUUAUUUAUCAUGCAGCAAAAUUGUUUAGCUAAGAAGCUAAUAAAAUUGUUUAUUUAUGUAAUUUUCAUGUAACUGCUAGAUUUUGAUUAAGACAAAAAGAAAAAGUAGCAUUUAGGUCUAAAUAUAAUCAUUACAAAUAAUACACACUGUUACUGUUAAUGGGGAUUUGUUAGCAAUCCAUUUGAGAGGAUCUCAAAAGCACUUUUUCUAAUAUAAAUAACGAGCUUCAUAUUUUUGUCCACCAAAAUGCUUGAUACUGAUCUUGAGAUGGGAAAUGAAAAGUAAAUAUUUGAUACGCACAAUUCAUUUUUGUAACCUUGUUGUUAUCUAAUAAUGAUAGCAACGGCUCAUUCCAAAAUUUAUUGAUCAAAUACUGCCACAGUGAAUUCAACCCACUUAUCAGUAAACAACUAGAAUAUUUAAUUUAUUUAGCAGAAAACAAUUAAAGUACGUCCAAAAUAUAGAACCUCGCAGCCAAUUUUAAUUUCAAAAGAAAUUUCUAUAGAAUGGAGUCAUUUUUUUGAGACACAUUUACCAGCAUUUCUCAUUUUUGAAGCCUCAGUGGGUACACACGACAUUGACAGUCACAAAAACAGGGACAGUCACACACCCAAAUACUGCUCCAUCUGUCACUGGAGGAGUUUGGAAGAAUCGACUGCUGAGUGUUUAUAAAUAGCAUGCAGUGCACCAUAGAACUAAGCCUCUUACUGGCCAUGCAAUUGAGAAGAAACAGCGAAUUGAAGAAAUCCAACAGAAGCCAAGCAAAGAAGGUUAUUGGACAGUAAAGGAAGAAGGUCUUUUGCCAUUCUCAGAAAAUUGCUCUAACUGAUCCAAAACAUCCAAACAAGUGCUAAUGGUUAACAGUCUGGACAAGCAAUUCUAUACAGUCCUCUUUGCCUUCAUCCUCUUUCUGAAAAAAUGUUACUGGGCUACAGCAUCGCAAAGAUCAACUUAAAUGACAGAGUGUUCAAUGUGAUGCUUGCUCUACCAUUUAACACUGACCUUUGUGCUGUGAUGCUUUUAGGUCAACUCGACCCGGCUUAGCAAAUUUUGAAAAUAAAUGGUUGCAAUUUGAGCAUGUGUAACCUACUGUAAUACCUUUUUCGGCCAUUAUGACAAAUAUAUUUAUGUUGACAGUGAAAGUUAUGUAAACAGUAUAAAUUUCUGUGCUUAAACCACGUGUUAAAUAUCAACCAUGAUUGGAUAAUUCUAAUGGAAAAUUACAGAAUUCACUGAAGUGAUGCUAUUCCAUGUUAAUGAAAAAAUCAUUGCAAUUCCAGCAAGUAAAGUUCCCCUGUAUUCCAUCUAAAUGUAAUGAUAAGAAAAGCAAUGACCACUACAUGUGUAACUUGUGCAAUGGUUCUAAUUUAAACCAUUUGUAGUUUUUAAUUUGGGCUUGGUCUUAAAAAUGAACAUUAAGUUUCUAUUAUGUUGCUGUACAAUGUACAAAUCAACACAAUGUUUCUUUAAGGUUAAAAGGUCAAAAAGUGCUCAAUUAUUUUUAUUGUAUAUCUUUUUUUUUUCUUAAUGCUAUUUGGGUUUUUUUAUUUUUUAAACAGUAUUCACCCAAUGAGGAAAAGAGAUUUCCUUCUUCGCCUUCACUUGGACAGCAUAAACAUAAUGUUAUGGUUAAUAUGCAUAAUAUGUUAAACAUCUUGAACACCUGGCCCAUCCUAAUCUGAUUCUUGUUUCAUAAAUGUGUCAGAGAUGUAAACUAACUCAAAGGUUUCAUAACUGCUAUGAUAAAUCAAGAGGGCCCAUCAAAAGAAAGACCUGUUCAUAAAAGCAUGUAACAGUUAAGUUAUAUAGAAACUGUCAGAUUUAGAUACUUAUUAAGCAGGUUCUCUUGAUUAAUCAUUAACAGUAUAACCACUUAUAAAGCCCUAAUCAUUAUGUAAUUAAAUGCUUGAACUGGAGUGUCAACUUGCUAAAUGUAUACAGUAUAUUGUGCAUCCAUAUCGUUUCUAGUACAUAAUUUCGUUUCUAGAUAAGAAACAAGCAUUCUUUAAAAAAAUAAUAAAAAUAAUUGUUUAAGUUUAUAUUCUAAUUAGGGCUGAAUACAAGUCCGUAUUUUGAUUUGAUAGCUUGGAGACUGUUAAGUCUUCAUUUGCUAAGGUCACAAAAUGGAAAAUAUUGUCUGCAAGAAGUAUGUUGGCCUACAAAGUUUGCUGAACCUGUGCCAUAAUGCAGGUUGUGUGCUUUAAAAGGAAAAACAGUAACAGUUUCAUUCCUAAUUUAUUGCAAAGCUGCACUUUAUGGCCAUUGGGCAAAAUUGGAAGUAUAUUGACCACAAAGCUUGUAAAACCAUACAAACUUCACAAAUACUUUCAUAUAUUUUGUAUUCAUCCUUAUGAUUUGACAUCAUGAAUACUGCAAUCCCUAUUUAAGUGUACGGUUUUUUGUUGUGCACCUAAAUUUUGACUAACUAGAACCAUAGAUCUCCAAUAAAUAGCCCAAAGGUUCCCUGGCUGAAAAGGUUUGACAUCUUUGUUUAAACAAAUUUGUAGAUUUUCUUUAUUGUUACUUUGUAUUAACUUAUGACAGACAUGAGUUAGACAUGUUAAGGUUUUUUUGGAGGUGCUGAGAAAUGUCAAAGUAAUGUGUAAGUAAAGAAACAAUUUAAAGUCUUCUCAAGUUGAGACCAUGAAGAAAAGCAUUGUUAACUAAAUGGAUCUUACGUGUGUAGUUUCCUAUUUAUGUACUUGAAUGUAUAUCAUAAGCACUAAUAAUAACAGUGUUUCGCCAGCCAAUACUUAGAUGGUUAACUGAAAUAUUUGAAUAUCUGUAUGAUUUUUGGGUGUCAUAAUAUUCUUGUUGAUAUUUUUCUUUUCCUGUUUUUUUAAAUUAUUAUUACCAACUGUCCCUAAUGUUUGAUCAAAUAAAAUUAAUAGCAUUGGGAGUAGUUAAGGAUGAUUUAUAACCAUGUUUUAUAAGUGUUAUAGGAAUUUUGCUAACUGGUACUGAAAUGACAUCUAUGAGGUGCAUAUGAAGUAAAACCAUUAUCCACAAAAUACUUAAUUUUCUUAAAACGUAAAACAAAAGACAAGUUGCAGAUUGAGGUGAAAGGUAAAACUAGGAUAAUGGAAUGAACAGAUGGAAAGGAUAUUAUGUGUCAUGUUACAAAUAGACAGUUAUAGUACAGUGAAGUCAGCAUUAGCAAGUCACUGGUAGUUAUACAAAGCAGAAUGUAUUUAUAGUCCACAUUUCCCUGUGGACAAAGAUAUCUGACAGUUGGGGACUAUGUUUGAGACAUAAUUUGUUAUUGUAACAAAUCGAGAGGUUAUCAUGUAAAGUAAUAAAUAAGACCCCAAGAGCAUAGUUUACCUGCUCUUAUGUCUAAGACAGAGUGAAACCGUAUCUACUGAGUUCUUUGUGGUAUCACCUUACUGAAAUAGAGCUUGCUCAGGGUGGAGGUGCUUUGCUUUUCACCUAAACAGUCUUGAAUGGAAAAUGUGACCAAGUUAGGUCAGAGGAGUGGUAGACACUCAGUCAUGUUAUGCUAAUGAGCUAUAUUAUCUCCUUGCCCAUAUCUUUUUUAUUUUGUAAUUCUUUUGCAAUGCCUUGGAAUGUUAUAGAUUUAUAUGUUUAGAAAAGGUAUAAUACACAGGUACUAAAUUGAAUCAGAGAAUGAAACUAGAUUAAGAAUGAGAGGUUAAAUGAAUUAUGUGAUAACACUGUACAAAUACUUACAAAAAUGAUGUCCAGUCAUUUUCCAAAAAGGGCAGUGCUUAGGCUGUUUUGUGGAUAAGAUUUUUUAUACCUGUAACAAAUACUGUCAUUAUGGAGCUCCAUAUGUUUAUUUCCCUGUAAUAUGUUUAAAUACUCUGCAGCUGUUUUUUUUUUUUUUUUAUUUUAGUGUUUUAUUGUACAACCAUACUAUGUUAUACCUUAGACCUGCAGCUGCAUAACGAAAUGCUAAACACAUACUGCCUUUUUUUUUUUUUAUUAUUAGUCUUAUAUCAUUAGAAUGCAUGCAUGUUGCAUCCAGAGCACAAGAAACUGUGUUAGUAAUACUUUCAUGUAACUUCCUGUACCAAUCAUGGUCAUUCAGUGGUCCAGCAAUUUCCUCAGGUGGUUCCUCUAAAGACAGCUUAGUGUUUUAAUUGUACUCAUCACAUCUAAGUACAUUUAUAUUAGGUGUGUGUUUCUACAACAACAUUGGAUUGUCCAAACUUGUAUGAGUUCAUACCAAAGGCUUCAGUUUAGUACUAAAGUCAAUGGUGCACCUAAGUUUAACCUGGACCCUAUAGGGUCCUUUCACUAAUCUGCUCUGUUUAAGAGCAAUUAGUAUAGAUGCCCACAUGAAGAAAUCACAUGUAAAGUAAACAUGGUUGAUGUGCCUGUUAAAGAUUUCUGUGAUGGUCUUUACCAUCAUAAUGCCAGACUUUCUUAAUAUUCUUAUUACAUAUUAGAUCCAACUAAAUGACCAUAUUCUGAAUAAAUUAAUUUGUACCUGUCCAAAUACAACCUGGUUUUGGAGGUGAAAAACACACUAACUCCUAGAGUAUAGGUAUCUCUUGUGUAACAUAGGAGUUUGUGUGUAUAUGUAAUCCAUUCCCUUGAUGAAGCAGUAACCACUUAAAAAAAAAAAAAAGAAGAAAUAAAUACAAUCUCACUACUGAUCAUUAAUAUACAUUUUAUAUUUAGUGCAUUGAUACUAUAAAAAAAAAGAUUUGAAUAAAGAAAUUAUGCAAUGGUACAGAAUUAACAUCUCCCGAAGAAAUGCCCAGUGAAAACCUAAAGCAUUAUUGUUCAUCAAGGGGGUGAACUGUUCCAAUGCCAAUGCAGUGGCAAUGUGAUCUAAUUUUUGAACAAUACUUUUCUAUAACCCAAUAAGAUUGCUUAUUUUUAAGCAGUAAUUAAAAAUGAAUGGAUCUUUUUUUUCACAUUUUGUGAGUUUUUGAUUUUGUGGGUUAUUUUGUGAUGAAACUAUUUAAAAUACAUGUUUUAAAAGAAACUCAAUCCCUGAGAAAUCAUUUGCAUGUUUUGUGUGAGUUGGGGAUGGGGGUUGGGGGUUGGCGGUUCUCUGGUACUUUCAUAAAACAUGGCUAGGUUUACACUAAGCAAAAAUAUUCUGUAUGUACUUAAAUCUUUACUUUAAUUCUUGAAAAUUUCUGAAAUAAUCAGUAAGAUAUUUUUGAGCAAAUUACUAUAGCAGCAAUUAGGAUACACUCAUACAGAUUUAUCAGCAAUAAAUGCAGACACACACACACACUCCAUGACAAAUAAUACAUUUUUAGUGUGAACCUAGCCAUACUAUAUAUUGAAAGCUGUACAGUUACACACUGAUAACUUUAGUAAAGGUAGAGAUAUUAAUGAAAUUUUUCUUUUUUCUUUCUCUGUUUAUAAGAUUCUAUUAAUAUUGUAUAGCUCUGUUCAUAUGCAUCUGAACCUCUCUUUGUGUUCAUGAUCAGUGGUUUAGGAAUGUUUGAGAUUUAUAAACAAUAUUAAUUGUAGUUAAACACAGAUAUAAGAUACUGUGGUUUAUAACCUAGUCUUGACAUGUUUGAGUAAAUGUAGUCAUCGCUGAUGUUGUGUAAGUGCAGAUCAUUUACAGGAAUACAAAUUCUAGAUUUUUAUUAAGAGACUUUGGCUUGUUUUUAGAUUAUUUUCUUUUGGUUUACUUUAUAUUUUAUUUCCUUUUUUUUGACACAUGUUUAAAACCUGUUUGUCUGUUUAAGGUGUUAAAAACAGAGAACAUCAGAAUACUGAUAUAAAAUGAUAAAAUAGGCAACUAGAUCACUUUGACAGCAUUUUUUUGCCACAUGCAUGUUGUAUAGGUUAACCAUAAUGCCCAAUGCAACCCAAUGCUUUAUGGAUAUUAGCCUUUUUUUGUGCAAAAUAGCAAAAUAUGUUUUAUGUUAUGAAUCCAAACAUAUUACAAACCUCUUGUGGUAAGGUUUUUUCUUUCAGCCAUACAUUUUAAGAACAACAAAAAAUAAUAAAAUACAAGUUAACAUGACCUGUUAACAAAACAUUUUUUUGAUGUCAGGAAGCUAUACAAUACUAUGAUCAAACUUUGAGGGCAAAAAGUGAUAUGCAAUUGCAUGUUAUUAUCAUCCAAUUAUAACAUUUCACUGUAGUAAAAUCUAACAUGCGUACUAAAAGCUAAAACACUUUUAAAGAGUAAAAUGUACAUCAUGAUUCAUAUAAAAAUAAAAGCAAAUGAUACCCUGGAGGUAUGUUUACUAUGAAAUAUUAACUAUGAAAUACAGAGGGUACAGUUUCAAAAGAAAGACCUGCAGCAUCUAGCACAGCACAGUGUGUGAUUAAUUGUGCAUCAUGUUAUUCUAGUCUGUUGUUGUUGUUUUUUUUUUGUAGCAUUCUUAGGUUGUUGUGUAUGAAAUCAAUAUAGUAUAAAUGCUACAUUUGCUGUAUUACAAAGCUUGUUAAAACAAUGUUAGGUAAGAGAACUUAUUCAAAAGUAUUUAGAGAACUGUGUAUAAAGUAAAUGAUUUAUGUACAGGCUUAUUAGUUCCAAAAGCCACAAUCAGGGAUUUAAGAACAACAAAAGGUUUAUUUUAGAAAAAACUGGAAUGGAAAGUACAUUUUCCCUCAAAUUAGACCUGCAUAAACAAAAAAGAACUGACAAAGGACAAAAAUAUUUCAUUUUAAAAACUUAAAAUAGUGUAGUUUUUCUUUUAGAAAUAUUAUUGUAAUCACACAAUCUUUUGGCACUUAAUAAACAUAAACAAAAGAGGAUUCACAAUCCCUUAUUGUGGCAUUAAAACGGGGGCUUUGCUUUAAUUUGUCAUGAUUCGUAUAUUGACCGCAAGAUCUACAAAGCCUGCUGAUCGGCUAUAUGUAAUAAGUGGGGGGCUCUCAUUUACAAAUAGUCUUAUACACAACUGGAGCAUUUAUUUUCUUCUUGCUGUGGUUACAAUGUAGCAUAAUGAACACAGUGUUAUAUUGUAGCAUAGCUGACGUCUGUGUUGUUUUUUUCUUGAUAGUGAAAGGUUUUUAGGUUUUCUUUUAAAUGGAACAGAUUCAGUGGUAGAAUUGUGUGUGUAUCUUAUUUGUGUAAUUGUACUGCAGCACCUAACAAUUAAAGAAAAAGUAGAAGAUAACGUACCCCCUAAAAUAUUCCUCAAGAGUCAUUAUUAAACAAAGACAUAUACUUAAA